AGUUUUACAAGAGCCUUUCAACUGGGCUAAAAGACAUCAUAUGGAAGACAGGAGAGCAGAUCAAGGAGGAGGAAGAAAGCGGCUAGCUCUUGCUAGUCCUGCAAUCAUGUGAUUGCAUACCUGUCCUUUAAGGCAUGAAGAAGAUGGGUAUUCAAGGUAAAUGGUUGUGGAUGAUCACGGUAUCAAUGUUGAUCAUCGGGUUUCAAGUCUACGCCUGUUGGGAGCAAGAAAGGACCGCUCUCUUGUUCUUAAAAGCAACAGCAGAAAACUCUGAUCGGUUUUUUGAUUGGAAUGAUGACAGAAAAAGUGAUUGUUGUAAAUGGGAUGGAGUUACUUGUGCAGCCAAUAAACGUAUUAUCUCUCUCUCACUCGGCUUCAGGUUUGAAUCAGAAAAAGGAUGGCAUUUUAAUGUCUCAAAUUUCCUUCCUUUUCAACAACUUCAAGGGCUUGACCUCAUGCUUAAUUCAGUUGCAAGUUGGACAAGGGAUAAAGGUUCGAAAAAGUUAUCAAGCCUUCAAAACCUUGUAUCUCUGAAUUUGACUGCUUGUAAUCUGACAAACAGCGUUUUAUCAGAGCUGAGUGGUUUUCCAUCACUUAAGUAUCUAAAUCUUGAAGCAAACCAACUGAUGGGUUCAAUUCAACUUCAUGAUAUUGAGGCCAUCAGUAAGAAUCUAGAAGAGCUAUACUUGAGAAACAACUAUAUUAGUAGCAUCCGGAAUGAUAAUGAUUGUGUACAAAAGCACAAGUUUCAAAAACUUCAAGGGUAUGGUAAUACUUCAUGUUUCAGUGGCUUACCAUCACUACGAGUGUUGGAUCUCUCUUACAAUAAACUUGCUGGAGAAAUUCCCUUAUGGUUACAAAACCUCACAACUCUAGAAACUUUAGACCUCAGUGAGAAUCAAUUUGUAGGAAAUAUUGGUUCAUCUUCUCUAGUUCAUGUCCUCUCUCUUGAAUACCUCGCACUAUCAAACAAUCAUCUUGUAAUCCCAGGUUCAUUCCAAUCAUUUGCAAGCCACACAAAGUUGAAAUACUUUAUUGCAGACUCCAACCACUUAGUCCAUGAAGUCUCAAAUCGGGAUAUCCAACCUUUCACCCAUGGACUACACAUCCUUAGUUUGUCAAACUGUGCACUCUUUGCAUAUCCUCGCUUCCUUUAUGACCAACGGGACUUGAGGAUAAUUGAUCUUUCAGAUAAUACAUUGCACGGGGAAUUUCCUCUAUGGAUUUUAGAGAACAACUCAAGACUGGAUACACUAAUCCUUAGAAAUACAUCACUUUCUGGAUCACUCCAGCUAUCUUCUGUAAGUAGUCAUGCCAAUAUCAACCUAAUAAACAUUGCCCAAAAUAAGUUACAAGGACAUAUACCAGCAAACAUAGCUGUGGUAUUUCCUAAACUUAUUCAUUUGGACUUGUCAAACAAUGCAUUUGAGGGAAAUAUACCGUCAAUCCUCUGUGACUUAAAGUCCCUUGAGAUAUUGCAUUUGUCAAAUAAUCAUUUAUCAGGAGGGAUAGAGCACAUAUCCAAAAGCUGCAUCAACUUAAUAAGUCUUGAUCUGUCUAACAACAAUUGUAGAGGAGAGCUUCCAACUUUUCAGAGCUUAUCAAAGUUGCAAUCCCUGAAUUUGCAAGGAAAUUACUUUUCUGGUGAGCUCAAAAGUAUCAUGUUUGGUCCAAGUCAAACCUUAACCACUCUCCUUCUAAGUAAUAAUUCUCUGGAAGGUAGUAUUCCAAAUGAGUUGUGCAAUGUUUCCAAGUACCCGAGCCUAACAGUGUUAGACCUAUCAUUUAACAAGUUAAAUGGAGCUCUACCAAAUUGCUCAAUUAGUGUAUUCUAUCUCCUUUUGAACAACAAUAGACUGAGUGGACAAAUUACUGAUUCAUUUUGUAACAAUUCUUGGUUGGUGCAUUUGGAUCUGAGCAACAAUGACUUGAGUGGCCAUAUUCCAACUGCAGUUGGUAAUCUCACUAACCUGAAUAUUCUACUCUUGAAAGGAAAUCAAUUUUAUGGUCAAGUCCCCGUUGAGUUGUGCAGGUUGCUUAACUUGAUUGUAUUGGAUCUAUCCUCCAAUAGCUUGUAUGGCCAUAUACCAGCUUGCCUUGGACAAAUAAGUUUCGACAGUUCUGACUCUGGUUUUAAUAGUAUGGGUUUUUCUUUUAGCACCGAAAUACCAAUAGGUAUAUUGGCUCAUAUGAUCACAGCUAAAGGAGAUUCGACUCAUAAUAUAUUUCAUGAUAAGGUGGAGAUUACGACAAAGAGUAACACUUAUAGUUACAUAGGUGACAUGCUUCUUUACAUAUCCGGGAUUGAUCUUUCCUGCAACAGACUAACAGGACAGAUACCAGACGAGCUAGGUAAUUUGAGCAACCUUAAUGCGUUGAAUCUAUCUCAUAAUAAAUUGUGGGGUUCUAUUCCAACAACUAUUUCAAACCUUUACAAGUUAGAGAGCUUGGAUUUUUCAUAUAACCACCUCAAUGGAAGCAUCCCAACUUCGCUUACAACAUUGAAUUCUUUGGCGGUGUUUAAGUUCAGUUUUCAACCUUUGAUGCCAGCAGUUACCAAGGAAAUAUCUUCCUUUGCGGAGGUCCUCUAUCCAUCAAGUGUAGUACAAAUGAUUCACCCUCCAUCACAAAUACAACUGCAUCCAAAGAUGGUUGGGUUGACAAGCAAACAUUUUAUGUCAGCUUUUCGGUAUCUGCUGCAACUAUGUUUCUUGCAGUUGUGAUAAUUUUACUGAUUAACCCUCAAUGGCUAAAUGCAUUGUUUUAUCUUGUCAAAGAAUGCUCCCUUUCCAUCUACUACUUCUUCGAAGAUGGUUUUAGAAAGUACCUUUUUAAUGCAUGUUCAAGUACUACAUACUGAUUACCGAAUAGUAUCAAAUAAUUAUGUAUGUAUCAUUUA
This is a messenger RNA of Spinacia oleracea (spinach), 2899 nucleotides long. Its product is annotated as CBL-interacting serine/threonine-protein kinase 23. The record is from RefSeq and is a predicted model, not a curated record. Bases 135 to 2723 code for a protein of 862 amino acids. NCBI's taxonomy places the organism in Eukaryota, Viridiplantae, Streptophyta, Magnoliopsida, Caryophyllales, Amaranthaceae. Gene Ontology annotation, molecular function: protein binding; protein serine/threonine kinase activity; ATP binding. Gene Ontology annotation, biological process: signal transduction; protein phosphorylation. The transcript is spliced from 5 exons.